AUGACACAUGGUAGGUCCAGCUGCAUUCUGACCGUCAGUUUAUCUCAAGAUUUCUUCUCCCAGCGUUCAUCUUCCACUGCCAAACUUCCCUGGCGUGGUCGCGUGACCGUCUUUAGCUUCGGCCAAUUGAAGGUCAUAAACGUUGAGGUGCUAGAUCGCAUCGCUGCUGAAGUAGCGCUACCGACUGCAACGACUCAACACAAGAUCGUGGCCACAGAUAGAAACAAUACGCUGAUACCUAUUCAUUUAGUUAACGUGUCCUUACUUCCAUCCUCAUCAUCAUCGUCGUCGUCUUCAUGGUCCUCAGUUGAAUUUCAUUCUGAAUCAGAAAAUAUUUACAGGUUGUCUGUGACUGUCGAUCAAAUCAAUCGACCCCUUGAGGUGAAGCUUCUGAUCACAGGACUGACGCUAUUCAUCGCCUCGUGGACCUUGUACCACGUAUCACCAAUCGUUCUCACCAAAUUUGUUAAUAAUUUAUGCUCUUGCCAUUUUUUGAAGGAUGGAGAGAACAAAGAAAUGAAAGAAUUCGUUUAUGAUGUUUUCAAAAGCAGUUAUAACAAAGGAUUCAUUGAAAACAAUUCACAUAACACGUUAACGUUCAGAAUGCAAGCUCCAUCACGUCACCUGUUCAUGCAGAGAUGGGAGAUGAAAGUCGAAACCAGUGGUUAUGUCCAAGUCAUUGUUCUCGAUCUCUCGCUAGAGGUUAAAGGAUGGAUGAGUAACAAAGGAAAAUCGAUGCUGAUGUCUGAGGUGAGCGUGUGCAACAUGAAACCAACCCGAAGUGCUGUCGACACGAAGGACGAUGCAGCUCUUUUUGACGUUGGCCACAACUCUGCUAAUGACGGAAAGAGAUUUGCGGAUGUAAAUUUGAGAAACUCCACGUUUCAAAAUGAUGCUGCCAAGAAAGGAUCUUCGUUCACCAGCUCCAAUCAGCAAUUAAGCAACAGAAGGGAAGUUCGUGUGUUUCCAACGGAGCUAACGUACCAAGUUGAUGAGAUUAACAAGACGUUCGUCAAGAAAUUCGAUAUUCAAAACUGGACUCGCACAACUGUUCAGUUCAGCGUUAUAAAAUUUCCAAUGGCUCCGUUUAGUUUCGACCGCACAGAAUUCAAAAUAGAGUCUAUUUCUAUUACGAAUCUCAGUAUGAAAUGUGCCUCGUAUGUUAUUCUCAUUUCUCCGUUCAAUCAGUAUUAUGAAAUGUAUGAAGACUUGAAAUGGUUUUAA
Molecule: messenger RNA, 1224 nt
Organism: Helobdella robusta
Lineage: Eukaryota; Metazoa; Annelida; Clitellata; Rhynchobdellida; Glossiphoniidae
Exons: 9
Coding region: 1-1224 (407 amino acids)
Source: RefSeq, a predicted model, not a curated record